AUGCGGUGCGGGCGCGGCCGCGCUGCAUGCGGGCACCGCGCGCUUAACGCUCCAACGGAACAGCUUUACACCAGUCGCUACUUGUCGCACAAAGGCACCGACCGCAUAAGCAGGCUCCUAAGCUGCACGGAACGUCCUUUGGCCAAGAACAAACGGAAAAAAGCUCAUUCGCCCGCGAUUCUCUGCCCGUUAUUUGAAAUGAACACUGAUGAGUUUUGCCCAUUCUCACCGCUAGAAAGUUGUAUACGCCUG
Messenger RNA from Iphiclides podalirius (scarce swallowtail), 252 nucleotides. Lineage: Eukaryota; Metazoa; Arthropoda; Insecta; Lepidoptera; Papilionidae. The record is from the annotation of a GenBank genome assembly.